This is a messenger RNA of Columba livia (rock pigeon), 2203 nucleotides long. It is a transcript of the gene VRK2, whose product is annotated as VRK serine/threonine kinase 2. The coding region runs from base 185 to 1852 and encodes 555 amino acids. Gene Ontology annotation, molecular function: protein serine/threonine kinase activity; ATP binding. The transcript is spliced from 14 exons. The record is from RefSeq and is a predicted model, not a curated record. Lineage: Eukaryota; Metazoa; Chordata; Aves; Columbiformes; Columbidae. Gene Ontology annotation, biological process: peptidyl-serine phosphorylation; signal transduction. Gene Ontology annotation, cellular component: cytoplasm; nucleus.
CGCCCGGCCGGCCCCGCUCCCCGCCCCGCUCCCCGUUCCCCGCCCCGGGGCUUCCCGCGGGAGGAGACCAGCCCGCUUCCUUCUUCUGCUGCGGGCCGGCGCUCGGCGGCUGGGCCCGGACUGCAGGAAAUUCUCAGCCGGGAAGUUUGUAGCGGGGAGGCCGCGGGGGCCUUGCGGAGGUACGAUGCCGCCUAAGGAUAGAGGCAGGUACAAGCUGCCGGUUCCUCUCCCAAAAGACAUGAUCCUGAAAGACACGGAAGGAAAAGUCUGGAGGCUGGGCAGUCAGAUCGGCCAGGGAGGAUUUGGCCUCAUUUAUUUAGCCUCCCCCCAAACUCAUAUUCCCGUAGAAGAUGAUGCAGUGCAUGUAAUUAAAGUGGAAUAUCUUGAAAAUGGCCCCUUAUUUUCUGAACUGAAAUUUUACCAGCGGGCUGCAAAACUAGAGCAUAUAAGAAAAUGGAUGAAUCUCAAAAAAAUAAGAUGUUUAGGAAUUCCAGUGUUUUGGGGAUCAGGCUUGGCUGAGUACAAGGGAAAAAGCUAUAGAUUCAUGGUCAUGGAGAGACUGGGGGAAGACCUUCAAAGAAUCUGCGAAGACUGCGGAGGCAGAUUUAAGAAGGAGACUGUUCUGCAACUUGGGGCACGAAUAUUGGAUACUUUGGAAUAUAUACAUGAAAAUGAGUAUGUUCAUGGUGACAUUAAAGCAGCAAAUCUACUUUUGGGCUACACCAAUCCACAUGAGGUUUAUCUUGCAGAUUAUGGACUUUCCUACAGAUAUUGUCCCAAUGGGAACCACAAACAGUAUCAGGAAAAUCCUAGGAAGGGCCAUAAUGGGACAAUAAAGUUUACCAGCCUAGAUGCUCACAAGGGAGUAGCCCCGUCCAGACGAGGUGACCUUGAAAUCCUUGGCUACUGCAUGCUGCAGUGGUUGUGUGGGAAGCUGCCCUGGGAACAGAACCUGAACGACCCUGUAGCUGUCCAGGCUGCGAAAACAAAACUUAUGGAUGAGCUCCCACAUUCAGUGCUGGAAUGGGAUUCUUCUGGAAGCAGCUGUGGUGAAACAUCCAAGUUUUUGGCAUGUGUUUACGGCUUAGCUUAUGAUGAGAAGCCAAAGUAUGAAGUGCUCAAGAAAAUCCUGCUGGAUGGACUAGAGUCGAGCGGAACUCGCUACGACGGCCCUCUGGAAUUUUCUGCCGCAGCGUGCGCGCGAAACCACCGUGCGGCUACAGCUUCAAAAGUUCAGUUACCAAAGCCUAUGCCAAAACCAGUUCAGCAGAAGCAAAAGAAGAUGGAAGGUGAUGAACACGUGUGUCAAAACAAAGCCUGUAUGGGAGUAACAGGCAAACAACUCCAUGAUGAAGGAAAGCCAAGUCCAUUACACAGGGUGGUUCGGCAAGCAGAGCCUCACCAGCAUACAGAAUUCCUGCCUGUACAUCCCAACUUACGGAAGACAUCACCAAAACCAGCGCACCAGAAGCAAACCAAGGCGAAAGAGGAAGAAACGAACGGCCUGAGCCGGCCCCACGCUUGGGUGACACGUCGGCACUUCCAGCCUGAAGCAACGCCAGUUAGAUUUCACACUGCGACCCAGGAGCCUGACCACCCACUAAAGAAUUACACUGCAAGUGAGUUACCACCAUUCGAGCCCCAAGCAAUAUUCUCAGAAUCAAAACCAACCCACAAUCAGCGCUUAACUACCGAUCAUCAUCCAUUAUCAUCGCAAGAAGCUGGUUCUGGAAUCACUAGUACUUCUUUAUCGAGUAUACUGAGGCUUGCGUUUGCUGAGGAAACAUACCACUACACUAUAGCUAUACUUGUACUGCUGCUACUAAUAGUACUUUCCUUGUAUUUUCUUUGAUGUCGCUGUUUCAGUGUCUUCAGUGUAAGUGCAGCGGUGUUUCCAUCAUGCAGGUUUUUCCUCAGAGUUUCUUCACCGAAGAUUUCAGUGUCAAUGGCUUGAAAAAGAGUUUUUAAAAAUACUGUUAAUAUGCAUCUUUUAAAGGCAACUUCUCUCUUAACCUUUCCAAAUCAGCACUCAAUAAUUACAUAUGCACUAAACUAUUUGUACAAGACUAUUUUGUGAUAUGAAUGUUGGGAGGUUGGUUUUCUGGGUUGUUGGUUUUUUUUUGUUUGUUUGUUUGUUGUUGUUUUUUUUUCCCUGAAACUGGACCUUGCUACAGCAAUAUUAAAAAAGUAUCAUGCAAUACAA